GCCCAGGGUGUUUGCUUUUUUGUUUUGAAGACAAAUUCUCACUCUGCAUUCCAGUCUGGCCCAAGCUCGCCUCUAAUUCAUGGCAAUCCUCCUGCCUCCACCUCUGGGAUGUGAGACGUGCGCUAUCACGCCCCUCCCAGGCUGCUCAUUUUAAAGAAAAAUUUUCUUCUGUCCAUCGGUGGGGCCAAGUCUCCCAGCCGGACUCUUCCCCAGCCAUCUAGGCCUAGGCCCGCGCUCGCGUCCAGGUCCCCCUCCCGGCGGGGGCGGCGCCGUGACGCGAGGGGCGGGAGCAGGAAGGGGGUGUCGCUGACGCCGAGGCGGCCUCCGGCGGCUCCGGCCUUUUGUGCGGGUGGCAGGGUCCGGUGGAGGUGGUGGCCGAGGCAGGCGAGGCCCGGGAGGCCCAUCUCAGCGCAGCCGGCCGGGUCCUGCCCUGCAGCCGGGGCGCCGCAUCCAUGUUCGACACCACGCCCCACUCUGGCCGGAGCUCGCCCAGCAGCUCCCCGUCCCUUCGGAAGCGGCUUCAGCUCUUGCCCCCAAUCCGGCCCCCUCCGGCUCCGGAGCCAGAACCAGGCACCAUGGUGGAGAAGGGGUCUGACAGCUCCUCCGAGAAGAGCGGCGUGUCCGGGACACUCAGCACUCAGAGCCUGGGCGGCCGGAACUUCAUCCGCAACAGUAAGAAGAUGCAGAGCUGGUACAGUAUGCUGUGUCCCACAUACAAACAACGCAACGAGGACUUCCGGAAACUGUUCAGCAAACUUCCUGAAGCAGAACGCCUCAUCGUGGAUUACUCCUGCGCCCUGCAGCGGGAGAUCCUCCUCCAGGGCCGCCUCUACCUCUCUGAGAACUGGAUCUGUUUCUACAGCAACAUCUUCCGCUGGGAGACCACAAUUUCCAUCCAAUUGAAGGAAGUGACGUGUCUGAAGAAGGAAAAGACCGCCAAGCUCAUCCCCAAUGCCAUUCAGAUCUGUACGGAGAGCGAGAAGCAUUUCUUCACUUCCUUCGGGGCCCGAGACCGCUGCUUCCUCCUCAUCUUCCGUCUCUGGCAGAACGCGCUGCUUGAAAAGACCCUGAGUCCUCGAGAGCUUUGGCACCUGGUCCAUCAGUGCUAUGGUUCCGAGCUGGGCCUCACCAGUGAAGAUGAAGACUAUGUCUGCCCCUUGCAACUGAAUGGUCUUGGGAGUCCCAAAGAGGUGGGAGACGUGAUCGCACUCAGCGACAUCAGCCCGUCGGGGGCGGCUGACCGCAGCCAGGAGCCAAGCCCUGUGGGCUCGAGGCGUGGACGGGUCACCCCAAACCUCUCUCGAGCCAGCAGUGAUGCAGACCAUGGGGCCGAGGAGGACAAAGAAGAGCAGACAGACAGUCAGCUGGAUGCCUCCUCCAGCCAGACAGUGACCCCAGUAGCAGAAGCUCUGAGUACCGAGCCGGCACCACCAGAUGGGCCCACGUCCUCCCUGGGUCCCUUGGAUCUGCUGUCCAGAGAGGAGCUGUUGACGGACACGAGUAACUCAUCCUCGUCCACUGGGGAGGAAGGGGACCUGGCUGCCCUGCUGCCUGACCUCUCUGGCCGGCUCCUCAUCAACUCCGUCUUCCACGUGGGCGCUGAGCGGCUGCAGCAGAUGCUCUUCUCAGACUCUCCAUUCCUGCAAGGCUUCCUGCAGCAGCGCAAGUUCACAGAUGUGACCUUGAGCCCUUGGAGCAGUGACAGCAAGUGCCACCAGCGCAGAGUCCUAACCUACACCAUCCCCAUUAGCAACCAGCUAGGCCCCAAGAGCGCCUCUGUGGUGGAGACACAGACGCUGUUCCGGCGCGGCCCACAGGCGGGCGGGUGCGUGGUGGACUCUGAGGUGCUCACCCAGGGCAUCCCGUACCAGGACUACUUCUACACUGCCCACCGAUACUGUAUCCUGGGUCUGGCCCGGAACAAGGCCCGGCUUCGUGUAUCCUCAGAGAUCCGCUACCGAAAGCAGCCGUGGAGCCUCGUGAAGUCUCUCAUUGAGAAGAACUCAUGGAGUGGCAUCGAAGAUUAUUUCCACCACCUGGAUCGAGAACUCGCCAAGGCAGAGAAGCUGUCCCUGGAGGAAGGAGGGAAAGAUGCCCGUGGACUACUGUCAGGUCUGCGGAGGAGGAAGCGGCCCCUGAGCUGGAGGGGGCACAGAGACGGACCUCAGCACCCAGACCCAGACCCUGGCACCCAGACCAGCAUGCACACCUCAGGUUCCCUCAGCUCUCGCUUCUCGGAACCAUCCGUGGAUCAGGGCCCCGGGGCAGGCAUCCCCAGCGUCCUGGUUCUCAUCAGCAUUGUCCUCAUCGUUCUCAUCGCCCUCAACGCUCUCCUCUUCUACCGUCUCUGGUCUCUGGAGAGAACGGCCCAUACCUUCGAGUCCUGGCACAGCCUGGCACUGGCCAAGGGCAAGUUCCCCCAGACAGCUACGGAGUGGGCGGAGAUCUUGGCUCUGCAGAAGCACUUCCACAGCGUCGAGGUGCACAAGUGGAGGCAGAUCCUUCGCGCGUCCGUGGAACUCCUGGAUGAGAUGAAGUUCUCCUUGGAGAAGCUACAUCAAGGAAUUACUGUCGCGGAUCCUCCCCUGGACACUCAGCCACAGCCUGAUGACAGUUUUCCCUGAGGACUCCUGAUCGAAAAGCCACGCCCCCUAAACGGACAGAAGGACACAUGGAACCCUGGCAGCCACUGCUGGCACAGUGUGAAUACUGCCGGGAGGUUCCUGCCUGCCCCUCACAGUGGCCCCGCCAAGAGCCACACAGACCUGGGGACCAUAGAACCAAGAAGCACUUUAGGUCUGUGUGUGCGAGUCCAGCUGCCUCUGCCUGUUCUGCCAGGGAGCUGGCCUGGUCUUUGGCAGGCUCCCCCCCUCUGACUAACUUAUUUUGCCCAGCUGGGGUUGUGGGGGGCACCUUUUGGGGUGCACGAGACCCUCUGGGUUUAAUGUAUUAUAUUUAUUUGGAAAUAACAACCCCAAUAAAGGGUUGGAAAUGGC
This is a messenger RNA of Apodemus sylvaticus (European woodmouse), 2996 nucleotides long. It is a transcript of the gene Gramd1a, whose product is annotated as GRAM domain containing 1A. Lineage: Eukaryota; Metazoa; Chordata; Mammalia; Rodentia; Muridae. Bases 453 to 2624 code for a protein of 723 amino acids. Gene Ontology annotation, biological process: intracellular sterol transport. Gene Ontology annotation, cellular component: plasma membrane; endoplasmic reticulum membrane; endoplasmic reticulum-plasma membrane contact site. The transcript is spliced from 19 exons. The record is from RefSeq and is a predicted model, not a curated record. Gene Ontology annotation, molecular function: sterol transfer activity; sterol binding.